AUGUCGCUGGCGGUGGAAAACUACCUUACCUUGAAGGGGUGUUUGGGGAUUAUCGAGGGGACCGACGUCGAACCGUCUCGGGCCGAGGACAAGGCCAGGACUGUGCGAGCGGGGUCCGUCCCACCCACAGAGAAGAAGAUGGACGACGAUGCGAAGGGAGACUGGGAGGAAUGGCGGAAGCGGGAGGCCUGCGCCCAGGGGGUGAUCAAAUCGAGCGUAGAUGCUGGUUUCUUGGUGGAUAUCCGAGAUCUCUUCUCGGCGAAGGAUAUGUGUGGAUUAUCUGGCUGA
Messenger RNA from Cryptococcus wingfieldii CBS 7118, 288 nucleotides. RefSeq lists its product as hypothetical. The coding region runs from base 1 to 288 and encodes 95 amino acids. The record is from RefSeq and is a predicted model, not a curated record. NCBI's taxonomy places the organism in Eukaryota, Fungi, Basidiomycota, Tremellomycetes, Tremellales, Cryptococcaceae. The transcript has 2 exons.